CACCCGCCCAGUGCGCCUCAGUACGCCACCAAAGUGCCGUCAGUUGCCGUCGCAAAGCCUUUCGCGACGCAUUCGUCGCGCGUGUCUGACACGAGUGAACCACUCUGAAAAUUAGCCGUGUUCUAUCGUUAAUUGCAUUCGAUCCGGAGCACGAUCAAUAUGGACUCUUUUCAAAUGUAAAUGCUCGGGCAACGUUAUGGAGGGGUUUCUGCAUCACAUGGCGCCCCAGUUUCUGCACCCAGCGUUGCAGAGCUUUGGGUGCGGAGCGUUUCGACCCAUCGGUGGGGCUUUUCACCCGUUAUACCCGGGGAAAGCCUUCGCCAGACAUCUUGGUGAACAGUACGCGCUCAGCCAGAGCGUCGGUCAAGCACUUAGGAGCCUGAGAGAAAUAAAGUUUGAUGUGCAGAGCGUCCGCGACGACAACAACACACCGCCACUAUACCGGCAUGGGUACACGACGCGCGAUGAUACCAGCUCUCCGGGGUCCGCCGCCUCUGCAUCCCCGCGACCUUGCAAAGACGAUGAUCCCCCUGCCGCCGCUACCUGUACCGACUCACACGACUUGUUCUCACCGGACGGCGAGCGCAAGUCGUCAUGCGGCGUAUGUGGCGCCCGACUGGGGCCGGGCGUAGCGCAGGCACACUUCCUGCAAGAGUUGCAACAUCUUUACAGCCUGAGCGCGCUACCCAGAGAUGCCCCCGCGCCCUCUGCGCAUUCGCUGCACCAUCAAGAUGAAGACGCGCGCUGGGAGACGUACCAACGAAUUAGAGCAAACCGACAGCGUCGACUGAAACUGCGCACUCGCAAGCGCCACCACACAGUCGAGAGCAUGCUCGGCUACGACCUAGAGGAGGAGAGGCGCGAAGAGCGGCCACGCGACGUGCGAAGUUACGACAACGAGGACGAGCCAGUCGACGUAGAGGGCGACUCGCUUGGCUGGCCGGAACCCCCCAUAAACGUUGACGAAAAAGAGCAACGCAGCGACAGUGACAAGCUGCAACUGAGCUACGCAGAAGAUCUAGAAAUAUCGAGCACCAACGACGCGAUGCAAUCGCCUGAACGCGUGAGGAUUGAGACUCCUAAGCCGCUGUCGCUAGAGUGCGUCAAGGCGUUGGACCCAGCGGAGCGGCCAGCGGAGGUGUCCACGUCGGAGGCAUGGGGCGGCGUGUCGGCCGGUACAGCUCCACCACCGCCCGACACGUGGCCUGUGCUUGCCGCUGAAGCCUAUUUACACGCCACCCGCCACAAGAUAGACGGCGAGAAUCUACCAUCCUCUACAGACUCACGCAACUAAACAACAUUAAACCUAAUUUGAACUGUCGCAAACAUAAUGUACUAUCAAUUUAAUCGUAUCUAGGUAUUAAGUUUUUAAUUACUAAUCAAAAGAUUUAGGUGAUUUUGGUCGCUACUAUUGUUAAUUGUAAAUAAAUAUUAAAUUUGUUUCUUUCUAGUAUUUAGCCAAUUUACAACUGUAGGGUCGAAUAUUUGGCGUCCUAUCAACUAGGUACCUAAUUGUGUUAUUUUGUCGGUUUGUUAAAGUGGAUGUUAACAUUUGUUGUCUAUUCGAUAUAGCCCUAUGUAGUGGAUAAUUGUCUAUGUACUUUCUUGAACAUUUCUACUAUUUUGCAUCACUUGUAAAAUUUUAUCACUUAUUAUUUAUUAUUAUAUGCUUAUUAUUAUUCUUAGGAUAGAGUGAUUAGUGGUCAAAAUUUUUUUUCGGUCAGUUAAUGCCGUUGAGAUUCAUUUCCAUCUGUCGCUAUUGCAAACGCGGUUGUCGAUGACGAUAACUCAGUCGAAUUUUAAUUUUUUGAAUCUUACGCGGAGACCUUAGCCUUUAUUCUAUUCUGAAAUCUUUGGGUAAGUAUAGGCAAUGGACAUGUUACUAUCUUGCGCAAUCCACGUCACCGUUAGCAACUAUAGUCAGCAGCUUUUUCCGAAAGCAUUAAUCGUCUUGUGUUUCAGCUCCGUUUAACUGAAAUACUAAAUAUCUCAUACUUUGGUUUUGAUAUUUUUUAUUGCCCUGCUAAAUCUUUGUAAGCAUUUUCACAGCUGAUCCGGUUAUUCAACAAAUUGUCUUUUCUCUACAAUUGGGAAUCUCCGUUGUUAGUGAAAUUAAAGAGUCGUAACAAAUGCAACUUUGGACCAUCUCAGCAAUUGCGAUUUUUUUAAUACCUACCUUUUCCGAAAUUGCACUUUUUAUGUGCAUGUGGAUGUUGUUGUGUGCAAUUUUAUCUGACUUCGAUUUCCACGGGACGAUUGACUGUGUCGCCUGAAUCCCGGUGACAGGGCGCGCAUUUCACACUUGUAAGGACAUCACACACAACUAGGCUAUAUAUGGUGACUAAUCGGACCACCCAGCUUACCAAAAAUGUUAUUCCAUAAUAUUUUUGACCUGUACCAGAUAUUUUAGGAGCUUUAGACUCGAGGUUGCUGAAGUCCCUACGUAGUUAUAUAGUUAUCCAAAUUAGUGAUAGUCAUACCGUCACUGUACAAAAAAUACCUAACCAUCGCGACCCAAUGUCGUACGAAAGUUGUUGUUAUCUCUGUGUGAAUGGAAAUUAAGUUAUUAUUAAUGUUAUUGUACUCAUAUUUGUAUAUCAAUUGUAUCAUUAAUAAAUAAGUAUUAGUAUUUAGGUAUGAAAGCAAACAACUACAUACGCACUUGAACCCCUUACAUUAUGUAUGUAAUGUCCAACUAUGCUUAUUAAUUGUAAAAAGCAUUCAGCUUAGAAAGUUACAUAACAAGUAAAAU
Hyposmocoma kahamanoa is the source of this 2752-nucleotide messenger RNA. It is a transcript of the gene tey, whose product is annotated as protein Teyrha-meyrha. The record is from RefSeq and is a predicted model, not a curated record. NCBI's taxonomy places the organism in Eukaryota, Metazoa, Arthropoda, Insecta, Lepidoptera, Cosmopterigidae. Bases 197 to 1294 code for a protein of 365 amino acids. The transcript has 8 exons.